AUGAAGGUCUUGGACAACGACGAUGUCUUGUUCGCGGGCGAAUACGCUUUGUUGAAACAAUAUGGCAUCUACGGUGCCAUCGCGGUGGGUUUUGUCCUCUACGGUGCUUCGCUGGCCAUUUACCGUCUGUACUUUCACCCUUUGGCCAGAUUUCCGGGGCCCAAGAUCGCUGCUGCCACUCGGUGGUAUGAAUUCUACUACGAUGUGAUCAAGAGGGGGAAGUACGUCUACAAAAUCGAGGAGAUGCACCGGAAGUAUGGCCCAAUCAUCCGCAUCAACCCACAUGAGAUAGUCAUCAACGACCCGGAAUUCUACAACAGCGUCUACGUUGCCGGCAACACACGCCGUACGGCCAUCUGGCCUCGCUACCGAACCGGCAUUGGAUUCGACGGCUCCCACACCAUGACUGAGAACCACGACCUGCACCGCCGCCGCCGCAAGCCCUUUGAGCCCUUCUUCUCCCGCAUGGGCAUUGACAAGAUGGAGCCCAUGAUCAUCGAGGAAGCCAAGCUCCUCAAUGACCGUUUGGUCGAGCUGAAGGGAUCCGGCAACGUCGUCCGACUCGACCAUGUGUUCUCCGCCUUCGCCGGGGAUGUGAUCGGACGGAUCUGCUGUGAAAGCCCGCCCGACAUGAUGAACCACCCUGAGUUCGGCAAAGAGUGGCACAACUUGAUCGAGAACAUUGUGAGACAGCUCCUCUUGUUCAUGCAUAUCCCGCAACUGGUUACCCUGGCAUCAAUGAUCCCCACUGGGUUCCUCCUGCGUGUGUACCCAGGUGCUGCCGGAUUCAACCUGUUUCGCCAGCUGGCUACCAAGCACAUCAUCGACGCCAAGCAGGACAACUUCAGCAAAGAGAAAGUCGAGAAGAACUCAAAGAGCUCCGUCUUCCGCUACAUCAUCACAAGCGAGAUUCCCGAGUCUGAGUGCAGCACGGAGCGCCUCAGUCGCGAGGCCAUGGUGCUCUUCGGGGCCGGCACCGCCACCACCGCUCGCACGAUGGGCUUCAUGUGCUACUACAUUCUCACCAAUCCGCAUAUGCGGGAGCGUCUGGGCGAGGAGCUCAAGGACAUAAUGGCGGUUUACCCGCACAACUUGCCCACUUGGCAGGAGCUGGAACGGUUGCCGUACCUCCAGGCAAUGAUCAAGGAGGGCCUCCGUCUGAGCUACGGUGUCAUGCGCCGUCUUCCCCGGAUCUCGCCGGAUGACCCAAUUGUCUACAAGCAGUGGAUGAUUCCCGCCGGCACCCCGGUAGGGAUGGCCGCAUACAGCCUGCACACCGAUCCGGAAGUCUACCCGGAGCCGUUCAAAUUCAUUCCAGAGCGUUGGCUGGGCAAUUACGACCCCAAGAUGAACAGGAACUGGGUUCCUUUCACCAGAGGAUCCCGGAACUGCUUGGGCAUGAAUCUUGCUUACGCCGAAAUGUACUGGGCCAUGGCGGUGAUGUUUAGGCCGAACGCACCCCGGUUCGAGUUAUACGAAACGGACGAGUCGGAUAUCUCGCAGUCUGUGGAUUUCCUGAUGCCUCUUCCCAAGUUAGACAGCCGUGGAACAAGGGUUACAAUCCACUAA
Messenger RNA from Penicillium riverlandense, 1569 nucleotides. Its product is annotated as cytochrome P450. Gene Ontology annotation, molecular function: iron ion binding; oxidoreductase activity, acting on paired donors, with incorporation or reduction of molecular oxygen; monooxygenase activity. The transcript is spliced from 7 exons. The record is from RefSeq and is a predicted model, not a curated record. The coding region runs from base 1 to 1569 and encodes 522 amino acids. NCBI's taxonomy places the organism in Eukaryota, Fungi, Ascomycota, Eurotiomycetes, Eurotiales, Aspergillaceae.